Molecule: messenger RNA, 654 nt
Organism: Candidula unifasciata
Lineage: Eukaryota; Metazoa; Mollusca; Gastropoda; Stylommatophora; Geomitridae
Source: the annotation of a GenBank genome assembly
AUGUCUGAUCAGGAUAGUGUUCACAGUAACCUCACCUCUGUCUGGGGCAUUAUUAGAGGUCACAUAGACACUAUGGUAGACAGAGCGAUUUCCUUAUCACAUAUGCAAGUAGCAGAAAACAGAACAACUGUGGGAGGGUUCAAGCUUCGAUUGAAGAACAUUCUUGAGGAUUCCUUGACUCAUAUACAUCCAGGUUACCAGUCAGGUCUCAAUUUUCAUGCUAUUCACGAGGAAAUAAAAGGGGCUUUAGAGAAAGCAGUGGACACUGCCAUGGGUGAAGUCACUGAGCACUCGAGUGACUCCUCAGCCAAAGAAUCGUUUGUUGAUGCUGUGGACAAGGAAAUUGAACAUGAUGUUUACUAUGCAGGCUAUGGAAAUACAUCCCAGAAUGAAUCAGGUUUCUUUGAAAGUUUGUCCAUGAAGGAUGAGACAGUUUUUGUUGCCCUCGUUUCUAUGGGGGUGAUCAUACCCAUCAUCUUUUUUACUCUGAUAUUCAUCUUCUUCUACAAAAAACACAGAGAAGCCAAGAAGAAAAGCCAUGAAAUGCUGCUGAGAGACCGUUCUGACCUGUGUGUGGACGAAUACAAUGGUGAUGACAAAUACCGUUUGGACGAUGAAGUCCCAGACUUGGACUUGAAGCAUCUGAGAAUGUAA